CCACAAUAUACGCUGGCGGCCCCUUUGUGCUAUCAGCUAAUUUAGUCGUGGCUCUGGCCUUAACGGCAAUAACACUUAGCGAAUAAUUAUAGGCGCAUCCAGACGCCAACCUCGGUGGUCUUGCUUACACGCUGUCACGCCGGUCAGAGAACUAUUCCCAGUACGGGCUUGAGUAUUCCGACGAUUUCCUCCCCGUAACGGUGCCGCGACGGCUUAAACAGGCCGCCGUAACUACCAAGCGCCCACAAACUCUGGACAUGGAAUCCUACUGCGCCCGAUUCACCAGCAAAGAAUCUGCCUUCAUUAUUCUCUGCGGCACCAUGGACAACCAGCUACCUUGCCGUCUUUACUGAAUAACCCGACCCACGUCUUCCGCAUCGAGACGGGGCGGGCUCGCAAUCAUGACUUCGGCUAUAGUUACUCCCGUUAUGCCACAUAAUGGCAUUUGCCUUAGCCUAGAAGAUGUCAAGACGGCGUUUAAGCCAGAUAACCAUGUUAAUACCUAUCCCACGGCCAUCGUCAGCCUCGAAAACACGUUGCAAGGGACCAUUAUGCAGCUCAUCGAAGAGGUCCGAUAUAUUUCGACUUUUGCACGAAAUAACGAAAUUAAAAUGCACUACGAUAGGGCGAGAUUACAAGAGGCUAUUGCAGCUAGGGCUAGCGACUUUAAGGAUCAAGCGGCGUGUUUCGAUACAGUUAGCCUAUGUUUCUCCAAGGGGCUAGGGGCGAUGGGGGGGAAUAUUUAGGCUGGGGAAGCUAAGGUGAUCAGAAAGGCAAGGCACGCGGAAGGCGAUAAGGGGCGGGGUGCGUCGGGGCGUGGCGUUUGCUGCUGCUGUGAGAGUUGCGGUGAAGGAGACUUUCGAGGGCCGGUGCUUGAGAGAUCUCACGAAACGGCUCGGAAGGUACAGGCGAUGUGGAAGGGUUUAGUGGGUAGGACGAGGUAACCGGUGGAGACGAAUGUUGUUUGGCUUGAUCUUGAG
Messenger RNA from Pseudomassariella vexata, 980 nucleotides. Its product is annotated as pyridoxal phosphate-dependent transferase. Gene Ontology annotation, cellular component: cytosol. The record is from RefSeq and is a predicted model, not a curated record. Gene Ontology annotation, biological process: glycine biosynthetic process; L-threonine catabolic process. The transcript has a single exon. Gene Ontology annotation, molecular function: L-allo-threonine aldolase activity. The coding region runs from base 402 to 746 and encodes 114 amino acids. Lineage: Eukaryota; Fungi; Ascomycota; Sordariomycetes; Amphisphaeriales; Pseudomassariaceae.